Penicillium antarcticum is the source of this 186-nucleotide messenger RNA. RefSeq lists its product as uncharacterized. The record is from RefSeq and is a predicted model, not a curated record. NCBI's taxonomy places the organism in Eukaryota, Fungi, Ascomycota, Eurotiomycetes, Eurotiales, Aspergillaceae. The coding region runs from base 1 to 186 and encodes 61 amino acids. The transcript has a single exon.
AUGCUUUCGCCUAGCCUGUAUCUUCUGGCCACGAGCUUGACUCUGUCAACAGCUUUUGCCAGGCCAAAUGUCGUCCGCCGCGACGAGACUCCCCAACUACCCUAUGAUCCAAAUACUACUCCAUACUGCACAUGGUGGGUAGACGAUGAUAGCUCAAGCAAGUGCGCUGAUAUCCCUGCCUAUUAG